Molecule: messenger RNA, 2376 nt
Organism: Penicillium daleae
Lineage: Eukaryota; Fungi; Ascomycota; Eurotiomycetes; Eurotiales; Aspergillaceae
Product: ATP-dependent RNA helicase SUV3
Exons: 2
Coding region: 1-2376 (791 amino acids)
Biological process (GO): RNA catabolic process; mitochondrial RNA 3'-end processing
Cellular component (GO): mitochondrial degradosome
Molecular function (GO): RNA helicase activity; ATP binding; hydrolase activity, acting on acid anhydrides
Source: RefSeq, a predicted model, not a curated record
AUGCAAUCAUGGACUGGCAGAGGCAGCCGCUCACUCUUCUGCGCACUGAGGACACUGACUCGUCCUGCUGAACGCCAAUUCACGACAACCCCCGCCCUUCAACGAUCGAAGCGAAAUCAAAAGGCAAAAGCCAAGCCGAGCGAGGAUUCCAGCAACCAUGUCUUCAGCAAGACCUUGAAGAAAAACUCCACCGUGGCUCGACAAUCUGCGCGACGGGAUAUUGCCGCGACGCGGGAUUUUAGCCGAGUGGUGGAGACGGCCUUGCGUGAUAUCAAACACAAGCUACAGAAUACAGGCCAGCUACCGGGAACAUGGAGCCAAUUCGACCGUCAGACGAUGAAUGCGUGCCGGGUAGAUGAAGACCAGACCUCCGAGAAACAUGGCCCAGGAAGUUCUUAUUGGCGAACUAAAGUGGCACUGCAGAAGGCUUAUCUGCGAACUGGGGAAGAGGGUCUUCGAGAUGAACUAGAAUAUCUUCUUUACGCCGAUAGCAUGACUGAAACGUACUCGACUCCAAACUUGCAGAGACAGCAGGAAGUGGCCGAUUUCCGAUAUCCUGCAGAGUGGUACCCUCGCGCACGCUCGAUCCAAAGGACGAUCCAUCUCCAUGUCGGCCCAACGAAUUCCGGGAAGACCUAUCAUGCAUUGAAAAGGCUGGAGGGAUGUAAGUCCGGGUUCUAUGCAGGACCAUUGAGGUUGUUGGCGCAGGAGGUAUACCACCGCUUCAAGGAUAAGGGAAUCCCUGUCAGCUUGGUGACAGGAGACGAUGUCAAGCUCCCAGAAGAUGGGGAGACGCCCCGCAUCAUCAGCAAUACAGUGGAAAUGGUCGGCUUUGGGCGCGAGUUUGACGUGGGAGUCAUUGAUGAGAUCCAAAUGAUUGCCAAUCCCAAGCGAGGGUGGGCAUGGACUCGAGCUGUCCUCGGAGCGCAGGUUAAAGAACUGCAUCUCUGUGGUGAAACCCGCGCAGUGCCACUCAUUCGCGAAUUGUGUGCCCUCACGGGCGAUAUCCUCGAGAUUCAUCGAUAUGAGCGACUCAAUCCUCUUGAGGUCAUGCCCCAUAGCUUGAGGGGUAACAUGAACAAACUUGAGAAGGGUGACUGUGUAGUUUCAUUUUCCCGGGUUGGUAUCCAUGCCUUGAAAGCAGACAUUGAGAAAUUGACUGGGCGUCGCGUGGCUAUCGUCUACGGUAGUCUCCCAGCUGAGAUCCGGACUCAGCAGGCCAGUCUAUUCAACGACCCAAAUAAUGACUAUGAUUUUCUUGUUGCGAGUGAUGCGAUUGGUAUGGGAUUGAACUUGAGCUGCAAGCGUAUCAUCUUCGAGACCUUGAUCAAACGUACACCACAAGGCCUGCAACGCCUCACCGUGCCUGAGAUUAAGCAAAUCGGCGGCCGCGCUGGUCGUUAUCGCCCAGCUAAUGCCCAGAACAACCUAGAAGAUUUAUCCGAGCCUAAUGUUGGCCUCGUCACCUGCAUUGAAGAAGUCGACCUUCCAUACAUCCAACAGGCGAUGAACACAGAACCUCCGCCGCUCCGGGCUGCGGGAAUAUGGCCGCCUGACCAUGCCUUUCACAAGCUUGCUGCCUAUUUCCCAAGAAGUGUACCUUUCGAGUACCUCAUCAAGCGGCUGUUGGAACUUGCCCAAGUCAACCCACUAUUCUUCAUGUGCGAAGCAGAUGGCCAGCUGGAGAACGCAGAGGUCAUUGAUACUGUGGAUGGAAUGCGGGUACUUGACCAACUCACGCUCAUGGGUUCACCCAUGGACGUCAGGGAUCAACAGACUCGUUUGGUCUGUGCGUCCUUUGUCGACUGUGUCGCCGAGAAUACUCGUGGUCGAUUGCUAGACAUUCCCACCCUUGAUCUUGAGAUUCUCGAACAGAGAGUUUCUGGAAACAAGGAGUAUAUGCAUGCGCUGGAGAGUCUACACAAAUCCAUCAUUCUCUACUCGUGGCUGAGCUUCCGGUUUGGGGGUAUCUUUACAGACCGGACUCUUGCGGCCCAUGUAAAAGAGCUAGCUGAAGAGAGGAUGAUUCGGGCAUUGACCGAAUUCUCGGCCAACAAGAAAUUGCGAAAGAAUGCUUCCCUCAGACGCCAGAUCGCGAUGCAGAAGCAGAAGCUGGAUCAGAUGCGCAUUAUCUCUGAUGCGGAUCUCAUGUCUCCUAAUGGCGAAGGGGAAGAUCCAAUGCAAGUGGACUUGUCGGCAGACGAGUCUACGGACAACAAACCAACUUCAUCUGAUGGUGACAUGUUCGACGAAAGUCCAGUGGAGGAAACCUCUGAUGAUGCCUUCAAUGACCUCCCUGAGGAUGACCUGAUUGAAGACCUGGAGAAGGACUCUUCAGGACCUGGAGCCAGCGAGUCCAAAUCCAUGUCGGCGUGA